CGGUGCAAGUUCUGUGCGCACGCGCCUCCCCUGGUCAUCUAAGGAAGAUGGCGCUGGUGGAGCACGUUGUGGCAGACGCCGGGGCUUUCCUGCGGGACGCGCCUCUGCAGGACAUCGGGAAGAACAUCUACACCAUCCGGGAGGUGGUCAGCGAGAUUCGGGAUAAAGCCACGCGCCGGCGGCUCGCGGUCCUCCCCUACGAACUGAGGUUCAAGGAGCCCUUCCCGGAAUACGUGCGGCUGGUGACUGAGUUUUCAAAGAAGACUGGAGACUAUCCCAGUCUCUCUGCCACAGAUAUCCAAGUGCUGGCACUCACCUACCAGUUGGAAGCAGAGUUUGUUGGGGUGUCUCACCUAAAACAAGAACCAGAAAAGGCUAAAGUGACCUCCUCGAUUCAACACCCAGAAACUCCUCUGCACAUUUCUGGCUUCCAUCUGCCCUCCAAGCCUAAUCCCCCAAAAGAUACAGUAGAAAAAGGACACCCAGCUGGUGAGCCCGACAACCUAGAAUUCAGUUCCUUCAUGUUCUGGAGAAACCCGCUGCCUAAUAUUGAUCAUGAACUACAGGAGCUGCUGAUUGACAGAGGUGAGGACGUUCCAAGUGAGGAGGAAGAGAGUGGGUCUGAAGAGAGGCAAGGGGAAGACAGUGAUGACGAUGAUGGGGGUGGGUGGAUAACUCCCAGCAACAUCAAGCAGAUCCAGCAGGAGAUGGAGCAGUGCGACAUCCCAAAGGAUGUGCGGGUCGGCUGUGUGACGACAGACUUUGCCAUGCAGGUGGGUGGGGCAGGCAGGGACUGGAUAGUUAGUGUUCUGUGCUCAGCUAGGUACUUGGAGAUGUCAGAGAUGGUUUCCAGCCCAGAGAUGUGCCUGAGACUCACGUUGUAUUCUGGGGAGGGGAGUUCCGACCAGUGGUGUCAAUAUGUAGCACCCCCUUUUGUGUCUCCCAGGACAACAUCUGACAUGAGCCGAGUGUUCUGUUCACACUGUGGGAACAAGACUCUGAAGAAAGUAGCUGUGACGGUCAGCGACGACGGCAGCCUGCAUAUGCACUUUUCCCAAAACCCCAAAGUGCUGAAUCCUCGAGGCCUUCGGUACUCACUUCCUACUCCCAAAGGGGGCAAAUAUGCCAUCAACCCCCAUCUGACUGAGGAUCAGCGCUUCCCUCAGCUGCGACUCUCCCGCAAGGCCAGGCAGAAAACCAAUGUAUUUGCCCCUGACUACACAGCAGGGGUUUCUCCCUUCGCAGAGAAUGACAUCUCCAGCCGGUCAGCUACCCUGCAGGUCCGGGAUAGCACUUUGGGAGCUGGGAGAAGACGCUUAAAUCCCAAUGCUUCCAGAAAGAAGUUUGUGAAGAAAAGAUGAGACACAAGCUCCCACAGGCAAACUGGAUUGCUGUCCUGGCUGCUGCGGAGGUCUGGGGUCUCGUUUCCCAGCUGGGUUGUCUCCGGAACCAUCUGCGUGGAAAGACUAGGCUGGGUUCACAGUGCUGCCGGUUGGAUUGGUGGUGACACUGGGCCAUCCCUUAGCCUGUGAGCAUCAAGGGAGCUGGGACUCCUGACAGGUGAAGGGGAAUUUGAUGGAAACAGAACAGUGCCCUGGAGCAAAUCUUCAGCCUUUAAAGAAAUGAAUUUCCAAGUGAUGGUAUUUUUCUAAUAAACGUGGUUGCAAGCUUC
Otolemur garnettii (small-eared galago) is the source of this 1672-nucleotide messenger RNA. RefSeq names its product NIN1/PSMD8 binding protein 1 homolog (gene NOB1). The transcript is spliced from 9 exons. The coding region runs from base 48 to 1361 and encodes 437 amino acids. Gene Ontology annotation, cellular component: preribosome, small subunit precursor. Gene Ontology annotation, molecular function: RNA endonuclease activity. Gene Ontology annotation, biological process: ribosomal small subunit biogenesis; maturation of SSU-rRNA. NCBI's taxonomy places the organism in Eukaryota, Metazoa, Chordata, Mammalia, Primates, Galagidae. The record is from RefSeq and is a predicted model, not a curated record.